Messenger RNA from Hymenoscyphus albidus, 987 nucleotides. The record is from the annotation of a GenBank genome assembly. Lineage: Eukaryota; Fungi; Ascomycota; Leotiomycetes; Helotiales; Helotiaceae.
AUGGAGCAUGAUGCCUCGAAAAAAAACAUUUUCAUGGGCGUCUUAUUGAAACUGGCAUUUUUGAUGGAUGCCUCAGACCCGCGGGAUCGAAUCUGUGCUUUUUUGGCCUUUCAAGAACCAAAUGAGAACCAGAUAGUACCUGAUUAUGGACUCGAGGUAAAUGAUGCAUACAUGAUAAUUUCGGAGUCAAUAGUCAAAUCGACUAACUCCUUGUCCAUUCUUGGACUUGUUCGAGGUACAAGCUCUCCUGGGUCGUUGCCGAGCUGGGUAGUUGAUUGGCGAGUGAAAGAGAUGACGCAAGGAAAUCCUUUUGAUGAAAAUUUGCUAAGUUCGAGACGAAAGUUUGAUGCCUGCAGUGGCUAUCAACAUAGAACAGUCGAUAAAAUGACAAUAACAAAGUCUCUACCAGUUAGAGGAAAGAGACUUAGCGAAAUAGUCGCAGUGUCAUCUGUGAUACACCAUGGGCACCUGCCAUUGAAUCGGCGUUUCAAGAUUGAUGAAGUUCUAAAUUCUAUAGAUUUGAACUUAACUCCAGAAAAGCGUUUUUCCCUGGAACGAGAUCAAGAUGACUUGUAUAAGAGAAUCCUGCUUGUACUGACGGCACAAGAUAUGAAUGUUUUCAAAUCUCCUUUUGACCGCGAAUAUUCUAUUAAUCGUAUGCUUCGAGCCUACCAGAACGAUGAUCGCGCAUUCAACGUUCCAGAGAAGUACCUGGAUAUCGCUAAGCAACUCAAUGAUAUCGGAGGUAUGCAUAUCAUCUAUCAAAAGAGGGUGUUUUAUAGUGGUGUUGGACUUUUCGGAUUAGGUCCAGAGCUCAUGAAGGAAAAUGAUUUGAUUUGCAUAUUGCAUGGUUCUAUCGUUCCGAUAAUUCCGAGAGAACAAAAAGCGGGAUUUGAGCUUGUGGGUCAAUGUUAUUUUGAAAAUUGGAUGCACGGGGAUCUUGUUUAUUGGAAGGAGGACGAAGGGGAUUUAUUUAAUCUUAUCUAA